Molecule: messenger RNA, 2083 nt
Organism: Oryza sativa Japonica Group (Japanese rice)
Lineage: Eukaryota; Viridiplantae; Streptophyta; Magnoliopsida; Poales; Poaceae
Product: receptor-like protein kinase FERONIA
Biological process (GO): protein phosphorylation
Molecular function (GO): transmembrane receptor protein tyrosine kinase activity
Source: RefSeq, a predicted model, not a curated record
CCCCAAAGGCCAAAAAUCUAUCCUGGGCCGAACGGCACGUGCCAAAUCGUUCUGCGUGUACUGCAGGGCCGAAUCCGCGUCUCCGCCGAAUGAGUAACCCGAAGCACACGGCAUAGCCGCAUGGGCGCCAGGGUGGGAAACUCGGUGCACCACAGCCGUUCUUGUUCCCCCCGCGCGAUCCCAUCAGCUCACCACUACAAAAAGUUUUCACGCACUCACCCAACCAGCAAGAACGAAGGAACUACCACGCUCGAUCUUCCGCUGCGCGCGCCGAUUUGAGCUUUACGCCGGCCUACCCAAUUACCCAAUCCAGCAAGAACAGCAUAUACUCGUCCCGCCCAUGGCAGGAUCGACUCUGUUCCGAUGGCUCUUCUUACUGCUGGCCAUCGUGUCGCUUGCCGCGGCGGAUAGCGGCAGCGGCGAAGCAGAGACCACCGUCCCCGGACAAAUUCGCCUGAGCUGCGGCGCGUCUGCCUCCGCCACCGACGGGGACGGCCGGGCGUGGGACGGUGACGCCGUGUCCACGUUCGCGCCGUCGGUGACCGGCGUCGCGGCCGACGCGUCGUACCAGGACCCCUCGCUGCCUUCCCCCGUGCCGUACAUGACGGCGCGCGUGUUCAGCUCCAGCUACACCUACUCCUUCCCCGUCAAGCCCGGCCGCGUGUUCCUCCGUCUCUACUUCUACCCGUCCGCCUACGGCAACCUCGGCGCCGCCGCCGCCGCCGCGGACGCGCUGUUCGGCGUCACCGCGGGCGGCAUCACGCUCCUCCGCGACUUCAACGCGUCGCAGACCGCGCUCGCGGUCGGCUACGCGUACAUCGUCCGCGAGUUCUCGCUGAACGUCAGCUCCGGCGCCACGAGCCUCAACGUCACCUUCGCCCCCUCGCCGCGUGGCGCCCCCGGCCACGGGUCCCACCACUACGCGUUCGUCAACGGCAUCGAGGUCGUGCCCACGCCGGACAUGUUCACGACGCCGGUGCCCGCCUUCGCCAACGGCGGGCGCCCGAACCCGAUGCCCCUCCGCGCCGACACGGCGUUCCAGACGAUGUACCGCCUCAACGUCGGCGGCGAGGCCAUCACCCCACGGGACGACGCCGGCGGUUUCUACCGCACGUGGGACAACGACGCGCCCUACAUCUUCGGCGCGGCCUUCGGUGUGACCUUCGCGAAGGACAGCAACGUCAGCGUCCGGUACAACCCGCCGUCGGUGCCGAAGUACGCCGCACCGGAGGACGUGUACGCGACGGCGAGGUCGAUGGGCCCGAACGCGCAGAUCAACCUCAACUACAACCUCACCUGGAUCCUCCCCGUCGACGCCGGCUUCUACUACCUCCUCAGGUUCCACUUCUGCGAGAUCCAGUACCCGAUAACGAAGGUGAACCAGAGAUCAUUCUUCAUCUACAUCAACAACCAGACGGCGCAGUCUCAGAUGGACGUGAUAGUGUGGAGCGGAGGGAUCGGGAGGGCGGUGUACACGGAUUACCUCGUCGUCACGGCGGGCUCCGGCCAGAUGGAUCUGCUGGUGGCGCUGCACCCGGACCUCAGCUCCAGGCCGGAGUACUUCGACGCCAUACUCAACGGCCUCGAGGUGUUCAAGCUCCACAAGUACGGAACCCACAGCCUUGCCGGGCCAAACCCGCCGAUCCCGCUGAAGCAGGUAUUCAGCACGGUGGACGGAAGCAGAUCGGAGUCCAGGAAGAAGAGCGUCGUCUGCGCCGCCGUCGGCGGUGUGGCCGCCGGUUGCUUCCUUGCGGUGUUGGUUGCCUUCGCCGUCGCGUGGGCUGUUCGCAGGAGGCAGAGGAAGGCCGCGGCGGAGAAACCGGCUGAUGGGCUUCUUGGCCCAACAAAAGGCUCCGCCCUUUAUGACCCGGUCCAAAAAUAAACAGGCCAAUUUUUUAAGCCUUUUGUUUUGAUAAUAUUAUAGGGUAUGUAUAGCUAUAAUUGGGUUAACAUGAAAGAAUUAUAAAUGGGCCCAAAAACAUCACAUGCUUUGGCAAUUUUUCAAGGAGAGAACUAUAUAUUACCUCCCUUAACUAUAGCAUGAGCUCAAAUAUUUCCCUCAACCGCAAUAUCAGUUAUCGCA